AGAGCACCAAGGACUCCACGUUUAACUGUACCCCCUGCCCGGGGGGUCUUCCUUCAGGCGGCCCCCAACGAGAGGAAGUCGGAAAUGCUUCCUGCCGGCUGGAACGCGGACAAGGAACUCUACACUCUGCGCUACCGACUGAAGGACGAUUCCCACGACCUGCUGGUGAAGGCCAUUUUGAUGGACAACAGCAUCAUUCUCAACGUCAUGGAUCCCAAAACACAGAAAGUGACAGAUCUGACCUUGAAAGUGACCGACUUUGUGGAUCCAGAACAUCUGGCAGAUUUUGACAAGCAAACUAACUCUAAUUCACUCUUGAUUCUCUUCCUCAGAGGCCGGGGUGGAGGAAUGAUCUUCGAUCCGCUUCGAUCGGGAUUUCGAAAUCCUGUCCUGGACCCCUCUUCUGGGCUCCCCAGCAGACUCCCCCCUGGUUCUAUUCCUCCAGGGGCCCGGUUUGACCCGUUUGGACCCCCAGGGGCCCGCCGGCCUGGGCCUAAUCCCGACCACCUUCGCCCUCCGGAUUAUGACGAUAUGUUCAUGUGACGACUGCCAAGAUUCCGCAUCUCUUUCCUGGCGUCUGACGCUUAUCCAGAUGUGGAGCAGAGUUUGGCCUUUUCCGCAGUGAUUUUCUGCCCCGGCCCGCCGGUUUUGCUCCCCCUCCUAUAAAAGCCAAAGAGAAAAAAAAA
This is a messenger RNA of Notechis scutatus (mainland tiger snake), 686 nucleotides long. The record is from RefSeq and is a predicted model, not a curated record. Lineage: Eukaryota; Metazoa; Chordata; Lepidosauria; Squamata; Elapidae.